AUGGUGGAGAUCCUCGGUCCUCUCCCUGCCCGUCCGCCCACACCUCCAAGGCCAGGUUCAAGAAUCGACCAGAACCAGGACGACGACGACACGCCGGUCGCCGCGCAAACCCCCGCGGACACGCCUCAGCCUGCUUCGGCCAGGGCUCCUCCGUCCAGUCGUGGCUCAAAGCGUGUAACCUUUUCGCCAUGGCUCCAUACCACGAUCGACUCGCCCUGGAGCGCCAAACAGCCCGAAUCGAAGGAAAGCCCGAAUCCUGGAAGCCCGCACAUGACCGAAAUUAGACCCUUCAAGUCGAUCCUCAAAGAAACCAACUCGCCGAUCCCCGUCUGGUCGCCCAACGUGGAUAAAUUCACCACCGAAUCCCUCGACAUGCUCCUCGAAUCCGUCACGCAGCAAUUGGCGGGUGUAUCAGUUACAUCACGACUAGACGCAUAUAUGCAAUUUUUCGGUGCGCUGCGAACAUACGACGGACUGCCGGCCGGGAAAGACAUUGCGGAGAAGUUGGGCCUAAUCACCGGGUUCAUCCAGCGCGAUGUCAGCCGCGAUCUGAUCAAGGGCGUGCCUCUGGAUACAAACCUGGCCAACCAGGCCCUCAAGCUCUCUGCGGCCUUUGUGUGGCACAGUGAUAUCUCAGGACAGCUGCCGGAUGAAUUCAAGGUCUUCAUUGUGGAGCAUGCGAUUACUUGCCUCCACGAAGCUAAGGUGCCGAAGUCCGUCUUGACUCAUUACAUGUCGAUUCUGUCCACCCAAAACUUCAGCCCGAAGAUCAUGACAAAUCCUCGAAUCAUUCGCCUCCUCACGGUCUUGCAAGAUGUCACCAAACAUGUCACUGGAAAAGCGAUCGCGCUCCAUCGACUUAGCAUCUACCAGCGCCUCUUUGCUCAAUCCAAGUCGACCUUUGUCACCCAAGCGCCUCUCUGGAUGGAGCAACUCAUCUUCGGCUUGCUUCAUCAUAUGAAGGAUACUCGCCUAAAGGCCAUCUCCUUAGGCUUCCAAAUCGCAAUGACAAUGGGUCCGAACCUGUCAUUAUCGAAGAGCAUUCGUGACCUGUUCGACCGCACCUUACAAAAGGACCGCAAGCUUGUGAUGGAGAUCCGCGAGCGUAUGUCACGCAUGGUGGCGACUGUGGAAAGUGGUGUCCACGUUCCGCAAAUCUGGAGCAUUAUCAUCCUCUUCCUCCGGAACAAGACACGCAGCCUGGACCAAUGGGAGCAUUUCAAAGAAUGGGUACUUGUCCUUCAAAAGUGUUUCAACUGCAGCGAGCCCGCCAUCAAGGCACAGGCAAUCGUGGGCUGGAACCGUUUUGUCUUCGCGGUUGGACCGAAUGAAACGACCAGCCGUUCGCUGCUGAAGAUGUUGGGAAAGCCGAUUCUCUCGCAGCUCGAACGGAAAAAGUCCGAUAAAACAGGAGCUUCGCCAACACAACUUUCCCUGGGAAGUUAUAACAAUCUCUUGUAUUACGCGUUCCGCCCAUCGCCUCCUCAUCACUAUCUCGACCUGGUCUGGGAAGAAUAUGUUUCCGCUCCUGCUACAAGCACAUUCACCACGGCCAGCCUCAGUGACAAUGCUGCGCGCGUUCUUUCAAAUCUUCUGUGGGCAUCACAAGCUAAGGUUUGGAGUGAGAACCGGAUCAACGAUUCCACUAAGAUGGAGGCCGACGAAUUGCCCUCACUUGACCCCAGGUGGGUACGCUCUAGAGUCACUUCAAUCGUGAAGGUGCUCAAGUCGCUUUUCAAAUCCUCAGUAUGGAACGAUGAAGAUUUGAAAACUUCAAACAUCGCUCUUGCCUGGAACAGCUUCUCUAGUGCCUUGUCUCUCGCCUCCAACAAAGAGAUCACGCCCUCCGGGGAGUCUAUGCAAGCCGUGGCAAGUGUUGUUGGGCUGUUAAAUUAUCUAUUGAUGAGUGGGCCGUCUUCUCUCAAUGCCGCGGGCGACAACUGCACAGAUGUCUUCUUCGAAAGGUUUCGAUUCUUGUCGACAACUAUUAUUAGUUCCCUUGGGGGCAUCUCCUUCACGGAAAAGCUUCUUAUGAAGACCAUAGAGGAGACCUUUCAAACGUCCAUUAUCCGAACAGGACGCGAAUCUACCCCCGGGACGAAUUCUGAUAGCCCAAUCUUGCACCUUCUUCGCGCAGUCGGCAUCACCUCCAUGAUCAACGAACCGACAUCAUCAUACAGAAAACUUGUACAUGACACUAUCGAAUCCGCUUGCAAGAGCAAGAUUUCUCGCGGAUCUCGUCUCGAACUUGUGCGGCAGUGUGCAGAAUUGACCAUUGUCGACACCUCAUCAACCUCCCCAUCCGUUCUCUCCGAGGUAAUCUGGACCGCUAGUGCAGGGGCAGCAGCCAAUGCCUUGCAGUCAUUUCCAAUCGAGUCUUCUCGUGAACGUGAUGGCUCCGUGUCCCGUGAUUACGAAAAUAUCACCAAAAUUUUGGCUUCCGGUGUACAGUUCCCGGCUGCUUGCUCCAAAUGGGCGUAUCUAUUGGAAUCAUUUGUGCGAGUGGUACGAACAGAAAAGGGCGAUCGAUCCCUGGCUACUCUCAUCAUAGAGCCUGUGGCCGAGCACCUGGCGCCUCUUUCUGCCAACGACACGUAUUUCCCCGCUGCAGCAUUGCUUGCUCACUCGAUGUCAAUUCCUUUCAUGCAAGAGAGGAUCCUUGAGAUAGACGCACUUGUUGGAAAGACACUUCAAUCGGCAUACAAGAGCUUCGACUUGUCGCGCGCCGAUGGCCUCGCAGGUUUCCUUGAAUCUUUGACAUCGCUACUUGGGUCUGGUGUCCCAUCUUUUCGCCACCAUGCCCUUGAAUCUCUCCAGGCAUCGUUGGCUUUGUGGAUAAAGGAUGAGCGACAAAAAAUCGAUGUUGAGCACAAGGUGGAUAGCCGUACUUUGACAGCGUGUCGGGCUCUCUCAUCUGCCGUGCUCAAUGUCUUGCAAACUACUGUGCUUGACCAAUUGACCACCAUUCAGAAGUUUGACACCAUCAUUUGUGCAGGACUUGAGUCCCCUCAUCUGUCAAGAACCAAACGCUUCGUUGAUUUCUGGAUCUCAACCAACUCUGCCUCCGAUCCCCUUGCUGCGGAGACUAGCAUCGGUCAAUCGCUACAGAAAGCUCUUGCCAUUCUCUCGGCUGGUGCUUCGGAACAAAAUGAGGAUGUACAGGAUGUCGCCACAUUCUCUUCCGUUGGUGAGACUGCUGCCUCUCAAUCAGAAAUCAAACAGCCCAUUUCUCGCAACAUUCUGCCUCGUUCGGUGAAUCCUGAUUCGUCACCUGUGAUCGGGAUGGAACAUCAGUCUUCCGUGGAGACAACAGAUUUGAACGAGCCUCAGCUGCCGACAAACUCACUAUCUGAGGUACCCGAGGAGCCAAUGGUGGAGGAUGUCUCGGCCAUCAAUCCUGCAGUCAACCAGCGCGAAAUGUUCAGGAUGAUCGAAUCUAUCCGAUCGUCAUCACCAGCCAAUACUCCUGGAAAGUCGGGUUACGACACACCUGUUCAUCUCCGCAGAUUCCAUAUUUCUAACGGCACAGGAGCAAUUCCUCUCACUCCGACCCUUGCUCCGACAGAAAACGAUGAAGGCUUCAUUGGGUCAUCUCCUACCCCAGCUACACGGGACCCGACCCCUGCAGCCACUAAAGAAGUCCCAUCGCUGAGUGUUCCAGAUAUUACAAUGACCAAUGCCUCUGAUCUGCCGUCCUCUCCGCCAGAAUAUGCCUCGCGCAGUCCCAGCCCGCAGAAAAGAACGAGACCCACUAGGAGUGAGCGUCGUCGGUCUGCACGGGCAAAGAAGGCAUUGCUUCGCAACUCUUCCGGAGAGCAAAGUGCUUCCAACAGUCCUAAGAAGCCUGUCCACGAUUCUACCACUGUUCCAGAACCAUCGCCACCAUCCCAGGCCGAUCAGCCAGAGGAUUCGAAGGAGAAUAAUGGUGCUCCCCAGGCAGACGAAAGGCCACCAAGCCGACGAACACGAUCUGCUCUUGGUCAAUCUAUGGACAACAAGCAGAGCUCGGCGCCGCCUACGCCUGCAGCAGUUGAAACUCCCGUGAAGCCGACCGAUGAUCAGGUUCCUCAGAGCAAUAGAUCGAAGACUGCUUCUAAGCGAAGAAAGAGGAAGAACGCUGCAAGAGCCGCAAAUAGCCAAAGCCAGCAGUCCGAAAGCCAGCAGUCUGAAAGUCAGCAGCCCGACCAAUCAGCAGAUGUUUCUGCUACUCUGGCUCUUCCGGAGUACAAUCUGGAUUCGUCCAGCGAAGAUAUGGAGACCCAAAUUGCAUCUCAAUUGGAGCAAGACCUAGAGUCUGCUGUUGACCUAGGCGAUCGUGCUCCAACAGCUGAUAAGGCUCAAGCUGUGGCAGAACAAGCCACCGUUCAAUCUUCUAAGAAGAGGAAACGCGAAGAGGAUGAUUCCCGUGAGACUCGGGCGAAAAACGCUCAGGAGCGACGCCGAUCCAGCAGGCUCACAGCAUCGAAGGAUGAGUUGCACGCCGAGGCCGAGGAGCCCCAACCUACGCCGUCUGAAGAUCUCGCUCAGGAGUCUACGACUGUUCCACCUGAAAACCACUCCGCAAAGCCAGAGACAGCCACACCUCGCCGGUCCACUCGCAACUUCCAGCGGAGGGAAGAACCUCCACAGGAAAAAUCCCUUCCAGCUACACAACUUGAGCUUACCGAAUCGCAAGAGCCACCCAAACAGGAUGAGCCUGCGCCGCCGCCUCCGAAACGAUCGCGGAAGUCCCUUCGCUUGGAUGAUCAACCGCCGUCCACUGUACCUGAAGAACAAUCCAUCAGAUCCAAAUCAAACCGUUCUCGCAGGUCACGGUCGACUCGAACUGAAGUCGAGUCUUCGCAGCCAUCUCAAGAACAGCAAACCCCAUCUCAGCUCCUAUCCGGCGAGACACAACAGCACCAGAAUCAGGAUGGUACUGAGGGUCUGAUGCCCGAACGUAUCGUUGUUGAAAACACGCUUGCAGAGAACACACAUCUCGUUUCUACUGAAGAAGUAACCGAUUCUCAAAUGACAGACAUGGCUCCCUCAAUCGAGCCUACAACUACUCGCGACACCCAAACCAUGGAUGUCAACAAACCCCAAGAGAAGUCAUCAGCAGCUCCCAUCCAACCAACUACCAAUGUCUUCACGACUGAAGUUCAAACAGAGCCAUCGCCUAUGCUUGAUGCUGGUAGCAGCGAGAAAGACCUUGCUACAUUCCUACAGAAGGUUCUGGACGAGGCGAAAUCCGCCACCCUGGACCUCAAUGGCCUCCGCCAAGUCGAAGACCUUCUCUUCAAUAUCCGCGUCGCCGCACAAGACGCACUCCGACGAAAUUAG
Penicillium argentinense is the source of this 5322-nucleotide messenger RNA. RefSeq lists its product as uncharacterized. The transcript has 4 exons. Gene Ontology annotation, cellular component: nucleus. Gene Ontology annotation, biological process: telomere maintenance. The coding region runs from base 1 to 5322 and encodes 1773 amino acids. The record is from RefSeq and is a predicted model, not a curated record. NCBI's taxonomy places the organism in Eukaryota, Fungi, Ascomycota, Eurotiomycetes, Eurotiales, Aspergillaceae.